UUCCGAUGGUGUACAACGUGCUUGUGGAUGCGAAAUAAACACCAUCGAUAUCUGUCAGCUGUUCUCCGAGAAUCAGUAUGCCUAAAAAAGGUAAAGGGAGGGUGCAGGUGGUAGAACCUGUGUAUGGAUCUGAUGACGAGCGCCGCUAUGAAAAGGAUCCUGAGCCAGACCAAGAUGAUGAUGACUACUUCUACGAUGAUGUUGACAAAUUCCAUAUGCAAAAAGAAAAGAUGUUACUGGACCAAGGAGUGCAGGAUGAUGAAAACAUGGACUCGGAGAGCGAGGGUGAGGUUCUCGGUGUUGGUGGUGACAGCGAUGAUGACCUCUUGAGUGAUGAUGACCUCAAAGCCUACAAGAAACAGUUGCGGAGGAUAAAACUGAACCGUAAGAAGAGUGACAUGGGCAGUGACCUGGAAGACCAGGAUGAGGAAGGGGAGCCUGAUCACACGACGUACGGCAAGAAGGUGCAAGACUAUUACAACGCAGAUUUCAGUGACGACAAUGUUGACCUCUCUGGGUCCGAGGAUGAGGAAGGAGCGGCCGCCUUGGAGGAAAAAGAGGCAUUAGCUCUACAGAAACGUAUCAACGCUGAACUGGAUGAUCAGGACUUUGGACUUGAUAUGUUCAAGGAAAAGAAGCUUGUGGAAGCUGAAAAUGAGGAGGAAAAGAUCACACAAGACUUGACAAAGCUGUCCAGGAAGGAGAAAUUACAGCUUUUGAAGAAGGAGUCGCCAGAAAUGCUGACUUUGAUUGAUGACUAUAAAUCCAAGAUGACUGAGGUGAGGGACAUCUUUAUGCCACUGUUGAGACUGGUGAGAGAGGGAAAGAUCCAGGGAAAAGCUGGAGACUAUGUGGAGACUAAAACCAAACUUCACCUAAAUUAUUGUACCAAUAUCAGUUUCUACAUGAUGAUGAAAUCAAAACAAAUUGCAGUUCAUAACCAUCCGGUGAUCAAGCGCCUCGUACAGUACCGCAAUUUGAUGAAGGAGCUGGAGCCAUUAGACAACCAAUUGAAGGAAGAAAUGACAGACAUUUUGGAUCGGUUGAAGAAAGGAGAGGAAGUAGAAUUUUCCUCGGGGGAGGAGAAGAAGCAGGGCUUUGUCAGGCGUAAAUCUGUCAAAUCCUCCAGACAGAGAGUGGAAAAUAAAAAACUGAGUCAGCUGGUGUCAGAAUCCGAUGACGACGAGGAGGACGAUGAUGUUGAACCGAAAGCAAAGAAUUCUGGGAGUGGAAGGUACGAGACAGAGGAGGAGAAGGCUGCCCUAGAGUACUACAGGAUGAUGAAGGGAGCAGGGUCCAAGGAUAACGAGGAAAUGGACAGUGGUGCUGAGGAGAGGGAAGAGGCUCCAGAGGUAGACAAUGAAAUGGAGGAAGGAGAGGAGGAGGAGGAAGGCAAACGAGCCAUCACUUUUCAGAUUGCUAAGAACAAGGGCAUGACUCCCAAGAGAAAGAAGGAGCAGAGGAAUCCACGUGUGAAAAACAAGCUGAAGUACAGGAAGGCUAAGAUCAGGAGGAAAGGACAGGUCCGUGAGGCCAGGACAGAGAUGGCCCGGUACGGAGGAGAGAUCUCGGGGAUCAGGGCUGGUGUGAAGAGAGGCAUCAAGAUGAAAGUCUAAAUUUACAUAUCAGUAGUCAAACAUUGUCUUCAUUGUUGUUUAUUUAAGGUAUCCUUAUAAAGAACUGCUGUUUAUUCUUACACGAAUAUCUAUAUGUGGGAUGCAUUGAUAAAGUUUGGAAAGAUUAUCUUGAAUUUAGGUAUAUUUUACCCUAUACAUUUACACCAAGACAUGGCGAGUGUCAUCUGAGACAAUACACCAGAGGUGGUAUGCAGAUUAUUAGAAGAAGAAUCCAUUUACAAGUCAUUGUGCAUGUUUCAGAUGUGUCAUCAAAUUAUUAACCAUGUCAAAAUAUCGAUUUGUUGGGGAUAUGAAAAGCUUUUAGAAAGAAGGAUUUACAAAAAGGUAGCAUUUACAUCAGGAAUUUCUGUUAUAUGAAUAAAUAUACAUGUACAUGUUCAGAUUUUGAUUGGAUUAUUAUACAAGAUUGUGUCAUGUACUACACUUCCAAAAGGUCAAAAUCCUAUGGGGGGGGGUAAUGUCUUAUCACUGCGAUCGUUUUUAUGCAUCAUGUCCACCUAUGGGCCAGCACGCAUGGUGUCUGCUUGAUAUCGGAAGUGAAUUUCAAUAGAUUCACUUCAAACUAAAUAGGAAGGUUAAUACUAUGAAAACACAGACAAGUUCAAUAACCAAAUCUAUUGUAUCAUGACUGCGUGAGUUGUGGCCUUUGAUAGAAUUGCCGAAAUGUCUGCUCAAUACUCCAGACAAGUUCAUUUAGCACCAUUAUCUGACUAAUUUAUAAAGUUAUGGCACCUUAUGGACUUAAAAUAUAUAUAUAUUCCUUCAGCUCACUUUAUUCAAGUACAGUGUGGCAGAACUGGAAUGGGUCGAUCGUAGGCAACCAGAUAGCUCAAUUGAUAGAGCGUCCGUCUAGAGUUCGGAGAGUCCUUUGUUCAAGCCCCGGUCUGGCCAUGCUUUUUUUCACCUCCUGUUACAGUGGUGCCUGUGACUAACCAUUGUUUCAAGCAGUUGGUGUAUGCUUGGCUAGGAGAUACCCAAACCUGGCCAUGGGUUGUAAAUAGUUGUAGGGUGAAGACUUGGAAAAAGGACUGGGUCGAUCACUGGCGACCAGGCAGCUCAAUUAGUAGAGUGUCCGUCUAGAGUUAGGAGAGUCCCAGGUCAUUUGUCCAUCUCCUGUUACCUACAGUUUGCUUUUUCUUUCACCGCAUUAAAGAAAUAAUUAUCAACUAUAUUAGUAAAACAGUCGAUUGUAGUUUCUUCUCCCUAUAUUUCCAUGUACCAUAAUGCAUUUAGAUACAAAAAUACAUUAGAACCAUUUUAAGUAUGUCAAUUUGGCAUGGGACAGACCUGUAUUGUUCUGCCCUGCAGUACUCGUUUAUAUUGUAAAUUUCAAAUAACUAAACAUUGUUUAAUGAAACAUAUUAAUGUGUAUUAUAAAGACUAGAUUGUUUGUACAACAAACACAUGGUCAGAUUCACAACCAACAGGGCAAAGGUCAAGUGACUAUUAUUUUUUUUGACAAAAUUUUGAACUACUUAUCUUCAUAGAUAUAUGAUGUUUUUAAUGAAUAGACAAGUCACAUGGUAUUUGUCUCGACUAUCACUUCUGAAUAGCUGAACAGUGUUUAUCAAAGUUUCAAAGACGUGUAUUAUGACAAAAUGAUGUUGUAUACACUCAAGUUCACUCCACCAAUGUCAAGGUCAACGGUAACAGGCUUGUAGUGUUCAAGUAAACUCCAUAUUGUGUGGCAGUCUGUAUUGUUAAGGUCAAGGUCACUACAAUGGUUUAAAGGUAAACUACCCUAUGCACAGCAAGGUCACAACCACAGAAUGUUAUAUUCAGUGGAACUUAAUUUAUCUCGACUACUAUAUCUGACUUAAUUUGUACCCGAGGCAAUUCAGAAAAUCGUGGAACAGGUGAAAAGCGCUAAAAAGAUCAAUUUCAAGCGAGUGCUUUUGUCAUUUUCUUCAAGCAUUAACAAAAGUUUAUCCUGUGGAGCAUUUCUUCUACAGGUAACCAAUAUGAUAGAUCCAUAGUUGAAAAUGAACUCUGCCCUUUUUUAUGGAAACAAGAUUAGUUGACAGUUUUUAAUCGCUGAACAAAUGCGAGAAAUGAGGAGGCGACACUUUUCAAAACAUAGACGUAAGUUAGGCCAGAUAGGGUGGUUGUUAUGUUGUAUACGUUUUAAAAUAAAACAAGAACAAGGAAAUCUUUUAUAAGUUUAAUGUAAGAUGAUUUCUUGACAGAGAUUGUGAGUUACACACAAAGAUAUUGACAAUACAACAUGAACGACAGAAGGAAGUGGAGGACACACAAGUCUCU
Molecule: messenger RNA, 3899 nt
Organism: Mizuhopecten yessoensis (Yesso scallop)
Lineage: Eukaryota; Metazoa; Mollusca; Bivalvia; Pectinida; Pectinidae
Product: something about silencing protein 10-like
Exons: 16
Coding region: 78-1616 (512 amino acids)
Biological process (GO): maturation of SSU-rRNA from tricistronic rRNA transcript (SSU-rRNA, 5.8S rRNA, LSU-rRNA)
Cellular component (GO): small-subunit processome; nucleolus
Source: RefSeq, a predicted model, not a curated record